AUGUAUAACAACAAUGCACAUUUUAGACAUUCUCCUUCUUGGACUAGCAAGAGCAUUUCUCCCCUGCUGGCAACUGUAAGAAAAGGAAGAUUGGAACUCUACUCCAGAAAAGUGUCUAUUUUCAUAAGUGAUCACAGUGUAAGUGAACCUCAAAGUGAAGAAAAUAAAAUUGAAGUUUAA
This is a messenger RNA of Clunio marinus, 180 nucleotides long. NCBI's taxonomy places the organism in Eukaryota, Metazoa, Arthropoda, Insecta, Diptera, Chironomidae. The record is from the annotation of a GenBank genome assembly.